ACACUUUCUGCCCUCUAAGAAGAACUCCAAGAAGCAACACCCAUAAACCCAGAAAGCAGCUCCCCUUACAGCUGUCUGCACCGAGCAUAAAAUUAGAUCCUCAGUUAGUCCUUCUGCUCCAGACAACUGGAGGAAAACUUGGAGAAGAUGGAUCCCAGUCACAGCCCCAGUCUUUACUUUGGAAGUUGUACAAGAUGCAGUGAAGCGGUGUACGGCUCAGGAGGAGCCUGUCAGGCGAUGGGACGUUUAUUUCACAACUCAUGCUUCACCUGCAGCGUUUGCAAUAAACAGCUCAAUGGGAAGCCAUAUUUUACAGUGUCAGGACUAAUCUAUUGUGAGGAUGACUUUUUGUUCUCUGGAGUUCAUCCAUCUCAGGAAGUGUGUAACAGCUGUGGGUGUUCAGUCUCUGACUAUGUCCUGCAGGCUUGUGGGAAAUCAUACCACCCGUCCUGCUUUCGCUGUGUUGUCUGUGGACAAGAGCUGGAAGGCCAGGCUUUCACUGUUGACUCAGACUCCAGGGUUUACUGUGUCAGUGACUACCACAGGGUCCAGGCUCCCAGCUGUGCUGCCUGUGGCAUGCCAAUACUGCCAACAGAAGGGUCUACAGAAUCUAUUCAAGUGGUGUCAUCUAACAAGUAUUUCCACAUGGAGUGCUAUAGUGGUGAAGUCAACCUCAUUUGAAGAAAUUAAUUAAGAGCAAGUUUAUUGCUGGGGUAUUUUGCACAAUUCUUAAUUUUAAUAAAGUCACUGCAGUU
Melanotaenia boesemani (Boeseman's rainbowfish) is the source of this 755-nucleotide messenger RNA. It is a transcript of the gene limd1b, whose product is annotated as LIM domains containing 1b. The record is from RefSeq and is a predicted model, not a curated record. Gene Ontology annotation, molecular function: transcription corepressor activity. The transcript is spliced from 7 exons. Lineage: Eukaryota; Metazoa; Chordata; Actinopteri; Atheriniformes; Melanotaeniidae. Gene Ontology annotation, cellular component: adherens junction; nucleus; P-body. Gene Ontology annotation, biological process: positive regulation of miRNA-mediated gene silencing; negative regulation of hippo signaling; cytoskeleton organization. Bases 148 to 681 code for a protein of 177 amino acids.